AUGAAGCCCAACUUCACCCUGCGCCUGAGGGUCUUUAACCUCAAUUGCUGGGGCAUUCCCUACUGGAGCAAGAACCGCGUGGACCGCCUGAACCGCCUGGGAGACUUUCUGAACGUUGAGAGCUUUGACCUGGCUCUCUUAGAGGAGGUGUGGAGUGAAAACGACUUUGAGUCGUUGAGACAGAAGCUGUUGCCCACCUACCCAGCUGCACAUUACUUCAGGAGUGGAAUAAUUGGCAGUGGCCUCUGUGUCUUCUCCAAACACCCAAUCCAAGAACUCACCCAGCAUGUCUACACACUCAAUGGUUAUCCCUACAUGAUCCAUCACGGUGACUGGUUCUGUGGGAAAGCUGUGGGGCUGCUGGUGCUCCAUCUAAGCGGACUUGUGUUGAAUGCCUAUGUGACCCAUCUCCAUGCAGAGUAUAAUCGACAGAAGGACAUUUACCUAGCACACCGUGUGGCCCAAGCUUGGGAACUUGCACAGUUCAUCCAUCACACAUCGAAGAGGGCAGAUGCAAUUCUGUUGUGUGGGGACCUCAACCUGCACCCAAAAGACCUGGGCUGCCGCUUGCUGAAAGAGUUGACAGGCCUACAGGAUGCCUACCUCGAGACUCAGGACUUCCAGGGCUGUGAGGAAGGCUGUACAAUGGUGCCCCAGAACUGUUAUGUAAACCAGCAGGAGCUGGCUCCGUUUCCCUAUGGCAUCCGCAUUGAUUACGUGCUUUACAAGGCAGUUUCUGGGGUCCACAUCUCCUGUAAGACACUCAAGACCACUAAAGGCGACGACCCUCAGAGAGGCACUCCGUUUUCUGAUCAUGAAGCUCUAAUGGCAACUCUGUGUGUGAGGCACAGCCCCCCGCUGGAGAGCCCUAUCGUUACCCAUGAAUCAUCAGAGGUGUCACCACUGAUCACUGUGUUAAAGGAGGCCCGGACAGAGGUAGUCCUGGGCACGAUUCGAGCUUGCUGUCGCGCUUCCUUCUCCAGCUACAUGGUUGGCCUGGGGCUGCUUCUCUUUGUGUUGCUGUGUGCACUGGUGGCUGGAGGAAAAGCUCAGGAAGGUACCUUUCUGCUCUUGAGCUCCACUGUGGGAGUGGUGCUCGGGGCAGGUGCAUUCUACCUUUUCCAUACUCAAGAGUUAAAAGGCUUACAGAAAGCACAUACUGAGCUCCAACACAUGCUGGGAAGGGCCAAGGAAGCACAGGAACUGGGUUCAGUGCCUCAGCCAGCACAUCUUCUGGGCCAGGAGGAGGAGGACAGACAGAGCUGA
Molecule: messenger RNA, 1266 nt
Organism: Elephantulus edwardii (Cape elephant shrew)
Lineage: Eukaryota; Metazoa; Chordata; Mammalia; Macroscelidea; Macroscelididae
Gene: SMPD2
Product: sphingomyelin phosphodiesterase 2, neutral membrane (neutral sphingomyelinase)
Exons: 10
Coding region: 1-1266 (421 amino acids)
Cellular component (GO): cytoplasm
Molecular function (GO): sphingomyelin phosphodiesterase activity
Source: RefSeq, a predicted model, not a curated record